This is a messenger RNA of Suillus bovinus, 300 nucleotides long. RefSeq lists its product as uncharacterized. Lineage: Eukaryota; Fungi; Basidiomycota; Agaricomycetes; Boletales; Suillaceae. The transcript has a single exon. The annotation marks the transcript as partial. The record is from RefSeq and is a predicted model, not a curated record.
UUAGCAGUCUUGGCUGGUGCUGUCCAACCGAAGGUAGCUCAAGCAGCCCACACUGUUCUCGAUUUUAUAUAUUAUGUGCAGUUUCAUUCGCAUACUUUGCAGUCCCUGAACGCUCUGCAAUCUGCACUAGAUGAAUUUCAUGAACAUGAGCAUAUUUUUGUGGACCUUGGCGUAUGUGGAGACUUCAACAUACCUAAACUGCACUCAAUGGUUCACUAUGUCGAAUCUAUCAAGUCCAGGGGUUCGGCCGAUGGCUUCAACACAGAGUUUCCUGAGCGGCUGCACGUAGACUUUGCAAAG